AUGACUGAAGAAAUUGAUUGUCAGAUGUUUGAAAAGUGCGUUGGGUGCCAUCUGAGGCCAGUCACUCAAUAUUGUAACUGUGAGUCUCCUUUAUUGUUAUGCUUAUUCUGUGCAAGGAAUCAUUGAAAGAAAAUUAAAGAUCUUGAAAUAAAAAAUCAUAUGUUUGGUAGGGAGGAUCAGGGUUCUCAAGAAAUGCCAAUUUGUCCAUUUGAAGAAAAAAGAAUUUUAGGGUUUAUUAAUAUAACUCAAAUUGCUAUGAAAAAUAUUGAAAGUAUCCAAACCUCUCUCAAACGUAAACAUCAUAAAUGAAGCGAGCAUCUUCCAUACAAUAAUAAUUGUUAUGCAUGUGAAGAAAAAAAUCAUCAUUAUCAGAAACUGAAGGAGUAUGAGUAUUGAAUUAAUGAAACUAAAGAAAUCAUUAAUUUUCAGAUAGAGAAUCAGAUAGGCUGCUACAGUUUGCAUAAAAAAUUGACCAAAAUACUAGACACUCUCAGCCGCAUUAGCUUAAUCAUCGAUUAUGGAAACGAAGAAAAUCAAGCAGAGAAAACAAAUAGCAACCCUACUAAUAAUACUAUAGAAGCUAUUCAUGUAUUUCUUGGUGAUUAUUCUAAUAUUUCUUCAAUUAGCAACUGAUUUGGUGUACUUACUAUGGAAGAUGCUUUAAGUGUUCUAAGGACAUUUUUGAUUAUGAACUACGCCUUUAGUAAUAGUUUUAUAUAUCCAAUUUUGGAGUUUUUGAUGAAAACAUGCGAAAAUAAAAUAAAUGAGCGAAGUCAGAGAGAAAUUAACAGAUAUCAAUGAGAAUUUUUUCGUAAAAUGUACCAGAAGCUGAGGGAAAAGACCGAUCAUAUUACAAAUGAGGUUUUAAAACCAAUGUUAGAAGAGCUAAAAAGUGAUGAAGAUAAAGCUAUAAUUGUUGUUUCAGCUGAGUUAUUAAUCAAAAAUACUCAAUUCGAUGGAUAUUUAGAAGCUUUAACUUUCAAUUUGCAAUAUUGAAAAAUUGAUAACUCUCUUCUCGUUGUCUAUAUUCUGAUGCUCCAAGCAUCUGCUUACAAAAAGAAUAAUAAUUUUCUAAGAGCUGAGGAAUUGCUAAAUCAUGCCUUGCACGAACUUUAUGAAACUACAGGGGGUCAUCAUCCUUUAGCAAGUGAAUGCAUGAUUUGGCUAGCUGAAUCCUAUUUAAAUGAUCCAAAUAAAUUGCAAUAUUCUUUGAAACUAUUUGAAAAAGCUUUAGAUUUACGAAUGAAAACUCCUGACUGAUAUGAGCGAGAACAUAUGAUGCACAUAAUAACCCGAAUACAAGAUCUCAGAAAUUAUUUAUUUCCUAGCUAA
Messenger RNA from Blepharisma stoltei, 1332 nucleotides. Lineage: Eukaryota; Ciliophora; Heterotrichea; Heterotrichida; Blepharismidae. The record is from the annotation of a GenBank genome assembly.